Molecule: messenger RNA, 5758 nt
Organism: Monomorium pharaonis (pharaoh ant)
Lineage: Eukaryota; Metazoa; Arthropoda; Insecta; Hymenoptera; Formicidae
Gene: Ube4B
Product: ubiquitin conjugation factor E4 B
Exons: 8
Coding region: 530-3853 (1107 amino acids)
Biological process (GO): protein polyubiquitination
Cellular component (GO): nucleus; ubiquitin ligase complex; cytoplasm
Molecular function (GO): ubiquitin-ubiquitin ligase activity
Source: RefSeq, a predicted model, not a curated record
AUUAUAGAUCGUCUAAAAUGGGCUUAGGUUACUCCCACCGCUAGACGGGGGGUAAGAACGAGAGAGAGAGAGAAGGGGAAUAGAGAGAGGGGGAGUGAGAGAGAGCGAGCGAGUGCAGAGGAGGGGGAAGCGGAGAGCGCGCGCGUGUCGACGCGUUGGUUGCUCAGCUGUUUUGAAGAGUCGACGACGCAGCGAGCGACUGGCCGUGACUCGGCGCGAGACCACUGCAUCCACGUCCAAACGCAGCAACAAACAGAUGUGGAGUGACCGUCCGGAUCUCUGACAUUGACGUACCUCGGCCACGAGUGUGUCGUCGCGCGGUGAUCACGAUCACGCACGGUCGGCGGGCGAGCGAGCCGAGCACGGGUGUAGCACACGGGUUAUACCCCCCUUUGCGUGAACGCGACACGGAGGCGCGACGGCGAGGAAGAGGCGCAUAGCAGCAGCAGCACCGAGCCGAGUUCCGGACGGAAAGCGCAGAGCGAACGGGCCAGGAGCGGGACUAGAAGCAGCCUUACGCACGAUCGCCAUGAGUGAGCUGAGCCAGGAAGAGAUGAGGAGAAGGCGAUUGGCUCGCUUGGAAGGCUUGAACAAUAGUAAUGCAGCUGCCAGUUCGUCUACCGCUAUUGCUCCUACUUCCCCGAAUACUCCAGAGUCAUCAAAAGCAUUUACUGGAUCGAUAUCUCCGUCUAUUCAGCAACAAUUACAGCGCACCGAGACACCAAUGGAGGUUGAAGAGAGCAAUGAUAAACAAUGUAAUAUUACUGAAAUGGAUAAUUCAGGAAUUGAAAACAUGGAAGUCGACGAGUUGGAUAGGAAAGAUUCAAUAUCAAGAUCACGUACGACAAGUUCUAGCAUAGAAGUUACAACAGAUCACAUACAUGCUGUCAUAUCACGUGUCCUGCGCAUAUCGUGGAAAAUCCCCGCUGAAGGAAGUGUAUUCCUACCGAAAACAGCGGCGUACACACUGGCGCAGAGUCAGCUGGACUUUAGUGAAAUUAUCAACCAGGCCUUGAUGGAAGUUUUGUGUAUAUUUUCGAAAGGAGAGGAUCCCUUGAAGGAUAUCGCGGUGGAUACGUCGUCUGAUCGACAGGACAGUCCAAAUGAUCAAGCGAGUCCUCUGCUCAGUCCUGUCGCGGCUCUUCCGUCUUACCAAUUGCCGACCAUGCCAUUACCUAUAAGCAGCAAAUCGUCGCAACCGAAAAGUUUAACUUACUUGUUAGACUGCUACUCAAGAGUCGCAGUGGAAGAGAGGAACCACCCAAAGCGAUCCAGCAUACCUCCCUUCUCUGACGUACUGACGAUUUUAAAAACGCAAUGUGUUCAGUACUCCAGUCUUGUUCUACAAGGAUUGGUUGGCAUUUGCGAAGCUUCAGUCGUCCCCAUGUGCACCACUUAUCUUCUCUAUCCGAUACUGUCCCAAAGCUUACCUCGAGGUUACCUUCACGAACUCGUAGCCAGGACACACACUAAUCAAAGUACUUUUAAUAAGAUAUUCACCCCGGUCUUACAAGGUCUGUAUCUCUCGAUGCAACAGGCGAGCUUAGUCGGCAACACGCACAGAAGACCGAUCGAGGCGCUAGAGGAACUAAUAGAAAUUCGCUGCGGUCCAAGCGGCAACAUACGUCCGAUAUGCCGUCUGAUUACAAAUCAAGAGCAAUUCUUGCCCGCUAUUAUGACGCCAGCCGCAGGCAGAGAACUUACGAGAACAUCGUUUCUGGGGCCAUUUCUCUCGGUGUCGGUAUUUGCCGAGGAGCAGCCAAAGGUGGCGGAAAAAUUUUUCAGCGGAAAUCCCGUCACGGAUAAAUCAGUGAAUCUGUCUUUGCAGCAAGAGUUGGAAAGCACCCGAACUUCAUUGCACAAGAUGUUUCACGCGAUACUUGCGAAUAGCAACUGCCGUGAUGCCACUUUAACGUACUUGGCCGCGUUACUACGUCACAAUGAGAAACGCGCGCAAAUACAGACCGAGGAGUUCUCCCUGGCCGGGGAUGGAUUUAUGUUGAAUCUACUGUCGGUCUUGCAAAUGCUCUCUGUGAAAAUCAAACUGGAUACCGUGGACUCACUGUAUCCAUUUCAUCCCUCCAGCUUUGUCGAGAUAAAGAACGACACAAGACUGAAACUUACUUCGCAGGAGGUCGCGGAAUGGCAGAAGCAUCUGGAGAAGACGCAUAAGUGGACGGAAUCUAAAUUCCCAACCCAGUGUUGGUUUUUGACGUUGCAUUGCCAUCACAUCGCGCUCUUACCGGCGUUACAAAAAUAUCAGAGAAAAUUGCGAGCAUUACGCGAUCUACAAAAGAUGCUCGACGAGCUGCAAGCUACAGAACCCCAAUGGAAAGACAGCCCCUUCGCAGAGCAUAACAAAGACUUAAUUAAACAAUGGAAACAGCAGCUGAAGCGAUUAGUUAAAUCUAAGUCGUGCGCGGACGCGGGUUUGAUAGAUCCUGUCUUUUUGAGAAGAUGCUUACACUUUUAUAUAUCUGUAGCCGAGAUUUUGUUGAGUCUUCUGACACAAACCACGCCAGGUAACCCUCUCCCUACACUUCCGCUUCCUCAGGAAGUUACGUGCAAGUUUACUGCACUUCCAGAGUGGUACGUGGAGGAUAUAGCGGAAUUCUUAUUGUUCACGCUCCAAUUCUGUCCUGGGGUAGUAGCAAGUAAUAUGGAUAACUCGCUUAUUACGUGGUUACUGGUCGUCGUGUGUACGCCGCAUUGUAUACGAAAUCCGUAUCUAAUUGCAAAAAUCGUCGAGGUCCUCUUUGUGAUAAAUCCAAGUGUUCAGGGAAGAACGGAGACCCUCCACGAUAAAGUCAUGGCACAUCCCAUAUCCAAGACAUUUUUGGCAUCAUAUCUCAUGAAGUUUUACACCGACGUUGAAACUACUGGUUCCAGUUCUGAGUUUUAUGAUAAGUUUUCAAUACGUUAUCACAUAAGUCUAAUUUUAAAAUCAAUGUGGGACAGUCCGGUACAUCGAGCGUCUAUUGUCAAUGAGAGCAAUAACGGCAAGCAAUUUGUUAAGUUUAUCAACAUGUUGAUGAACGAUACCACUUUCUUACUUGACGAGAGCCUGGAAUCUCUAAAGCGCAUACAUGAGGUGCAGGAACUCAUGUCAGACACUACCGCGUGGAGUGCGUUCUCCCAGGAACAGCAACAGUCGAGAACGAGACAGUUGGCUGCGGACGAGAGACAAGCCAGGUCUUAUCUUACACUAGCCAAGGAAACAGUUGCUAUGUUUCAUUAUUUAACGGUUGACAUUAAGGAGCCAUUCCUGCGACCAGAAUUAGUCGGGCGGUUAUGUGCCAUGCUAAAUUUCAAUUUACAACAGUUGUGCGGACCCAAGUGCAAAAAUUUGAGAGUGAGAAAACCGCAGAAGUACGGAUGGCAACCGAGGACGUUACUCAGCCAAUUGGUUGAUAUAUAUUUGCAUCUUGACUGUGAUAAUUUUGCGGCCGCUCUAGCUAGUGAUGAACGUUCGUUCUGUAAAGAACUAUUUGGAGAUGCUGCAAGCAGAUUAGGAAGAUCUGCGAUCAAAACUACCACGGAAAUCGAGAGAUUUAUAGCGCUCGCAGAGCGAGCGGCGAUAAUCGCAAGAGAUAAUCGCGCGCGGGACGCAGACUAUGGUGACGCUCCUGAAGAAUUCCGAGAUCCGUUGAUGGACACUCUUAUGGAAGAUCCAGUUAAAUUACCAUCUGGUAUUGUUAUGGACAAGGCAGUUAUCAUUAGACACUUACUCAAUAGUGCCACAGAUCCUUUUAGUCGGCAGCCACUUAGCGAAGACAUGCUUACCCCAAUGCUUGACUUGAAAGAAAGGAUAUCUGUGUGGAAGCAACAAAAGAAAAAAUCAACAAAUAUAUAAACUGUGCUAAUGUGACAAGAAUUUUACAAGCAAAUAUAAGAGUAAAUAAAGAAAGAGUUUAACAUCAUAGAGAAAGAAAAAGAAAGAAAGAGAUUAACAUACAAUCCAAUGUAAUUGUCAAUAUUGCACGACACAUUCUGCCAGACAAUGCAUCAAUCCAGUGCAGUUGAUGAAUAGUGCAAUGAUCUCGCUAUUGUGCAACAAUUGCGCUCAAUAAAUUUACAGUUUUUAUACAAUGAAACAUUAACACAGACUGCAGCUAGCGAACUGCCAAUAUUGCUCCAAACAUACUUUCGAAAGUUGUAAAUAAUUGCUGGCUAUAUGUCAGAAUCCAAAAUUACAUCAUUUAUAAAUAAGCUACAUUACUUUUUACGUCUUUCGAUGUAUGUGGCAGCGGGUAAGUUUCACAUCCCGCGAAAAUAGAAUGUUAAAUAGUAUAAACUAGUAAUAUGAAUGACUACUAUACACUUCUACGAACUCGACAUUUAAAAAUAAAAUAACAUUGACAUGAAAUUUAUAAUUUAAUUAUUUCAACAGUGUUCUACUAUUUAAAAAGAUAUCAUAUAUAAAAUUAUGAUAUAUUAUUUGGCAGUCCUCAUACACACAGAAAGAGGCAAAAUAGGGCAAAUAAUAAUCAAACUUAUUGAUUCAUUUGCAUUCUUUUAUUAAAGAUGCAAGGACAUUUCGAUUUAUAUAGUAUAUGUAUGAUGAUUUAGAUAUUGCUUCUUGAGUUCACUUUACAAAGAAGAUAAACUGUACUUUUUUACAGGUAAAUGCUGAUAAAUCAAGUCUAUAUUAGUUUAAAAUAUAUUUUGAAUCAUACUGGCUUUACUUUUAAUAUGAAUACUAUUUUACUUUGAAUACAAAUUUCUGUGACUUUUUUAUCAUGAUUUUAUUAUACAUAUAUGCACAAAAAUAUUUUUAUUUGCUAAUUUCCAUUGAUAUAAUGCAUAUAUGUAUAUGUGGUGACAUGUGAAUAAUAUGAUAUACAUUGUUUAUUUUUUUUCUCAAAUUAUUUCUUUAAGUAUCAUUUAUUAAUCAUUAUUUUAUAUUUGCAUAUUUUGUGCAAUAAAUAUACACAUAAUUAUAUAAUACAUUCCAAAGAGAAAUUACAAUACUUAAAGUACGUUAGGUACGUUACGUACGUAACGUACGUAAAGUACAUUAAUUGUGCAUUCUAUUCUGAACUGUUUUAUAUAGAUUAAAGAUUUAAUAUGUAUGUCAAUUCAUAUAUUUUUUUGAAAGUAAUAACUGCAUUUAUUUAGCGUCACAUUUAUUUUGAUAAUUAUCAUAUUUUUCCUUUAAUAAUGUCACACAUUGAUAACAUUAUGAUAAUAUUAGAGUAUGUUUUGUCAUUAAAUGUAAAUAUCAAUUUUAUGUAUUUCAUAUUUAACAUAUACAUUACGGUUAAAUAAACGGAUCGUGAUUUAAAUAAUCGAGAAUAGUUAUUGAUAUCAUGCCCGCAAACAUCGACAAAACAAAAGUUUGAUAUUUAAUUUAUGAUUUAAACAUCAAAAUUAGUCCAAAAUUUCUAACAAACCAGAUUUUUAAAAAAGUAAUUAUUAUUUAACGAUAUAAGUUAUAUAUCAUUUAUCAUACUUUGUGCAAUUAUUUUUCUAUGUAAGAAGAUGAAAAGAAAAGACUUGACACAAAAUUUAGGAAUUUUGAGAUGGUGUAUUUGGAAUUACAUUAGAUAAUGAUCAUUUUGGUAUACUUUGUAACAUAAUUAAAAUUGAACGGACGGACAGACAGAGAGCAGAGACGCAGACACACACACACACACACACACACACACACACACACACACACACACAUACACAGUUGAAGUAUUUAAUAAUAUAUUAAUAAAAUGCGAUAUAUGCUAUUUGUACAUAGAUUCAAAAAUAAAUUGUCCAAUAUUAUUGA